This is a messenger RNA of Heteronotia binoei (common prickly gecko), 1723 nucleotides long. It is a transcript of the gene PUSL1, whose product is annotated as pseudouridine synthase like 1. The transcript is spliced from 9 exons. Gene Ontology annotation, biological process: tRNA pseudouridine synthesis. The coding region runs from base 11 to 1072 and encodes 353 amino acids. Gene Ontology annotation, molecular function: pseudouridine synthase activity; RNA binding. NCBI's taxonomy places the organism in Eukaryota, Metazoa, Chordata, Lepidosauria, Squamata, Gekkonidae. The record is from RefSeq and is a predicted model, not a curated record.
UGGAUCGUGCAUGUGUGCUUUCAACAUGGGCAAAGACAUGCAUUUGGGUAUUUUUGCCAGCAGUUUUAAAACAUUAAUGAAGCUGAACAUCAGUGUGAGAUUUCCUCGGGAUCGCCGCAGAAAUUGCACCACCGCGGUUUCUGAAACAGCCACGACGGCUGCUCCAACCACUCGCUAUUUAAUAUUAUUUCAGUACUUCGGGACUAAAUAUAGUGGUGUGGUGGUUGCGCCCCCUAACCAGGAAGUUUUUGGAGUGCUAAAUUACCUGGAGAAAGCAACAGAGAGGCUCCGACCGACCACACCAAUCAAAUUCGUAGUCUCCAGCCGGACAGACUCAGGGGUGCAUGCUCUAUGUAACACUGCCCACAUUGAUAUAGAGAAGAAACCGGGGAAACCUCCUUUCUCCGAAGACGUCCUCAUCAAGUCUUUCAACCGCUUCCUCAAGUCUGAGCCAAUCCGCGUUCUGAGUGUCCACCGUGUUCCUGACACCUUCCACGCCCGCUUCUCAGCUCUGUCAAGGACCUAUGUUUAUCGGGUGGCCACAGGCUGUUCCUCCCCAUUCGAGAUGCCGGUCUUCGAACAGAACCUCUGCUGGGCAACAUGUCGAGGCCACUUCAAUCUCUUGGCCAUGCGGGAAGCAGCAGCCGUGCUGGAGGGCACCCACGACUUCAGCACCUUCCGCUCGGCCAGCGAUGACCAACCCUUCAGAAGCCCUUGGAGGACCCUGAUGCGGGCGGAAGUCAGGCCUUCUUCUGGUUUCCUCAUGCAUCACAGCCAGGACAGUGAGCUGAGGUUUUGGGAGCUGGAAUUCCAAGCCCGGUCGUUUCUCUACAAGCAGGUGCGGCGAAUGGCCGGCGUGCUGGUGGCUGUGGGGCAGAACCGACUGCAGCCCCACCACGUGGAGAGUCUCCUGGAGGCCAGGGACCUGAUGGCUUACCCCAAGAACGUCAUCGCGCCGGCGCAUGGGCUCUUUCUCAAGGAAGUGGAGUACUGCGAAGAUGAUUUGGAGAUGGGAGCGACAGAAGAAGAACAGUCCGGUUGGAUGGAACAGGGACCCCUGGAAGACUGCUAGUGCCUCUUGGGGGGGGGGGGCGGGGAAUAGUCCAGAAGUGCACACAGUUUGCCUGCGGGCAUGUCAGUCAUCCCCCCUCCCCUACCUACAGGUCGUUGUUGAUACAGACAAGAGUCAGAACUGAUUGGAGGAAAAUGCAGGCCUAAAACGACUGAAAAAAGACUGAAACUUAAGCCUGGGCCGUCUGGUUUGCGGCCGUCUGACUGGAUUUGCACUGCUGGGCAGAAAGCACUGCGUUGAGGGUUCUGAGAUCGAUUUUGUACAAAAGCGAGCACCUCAUCCUUCUUGGGGGCAGCAAUCCAUUUGAGGAAACAUGGGGCGGGGAGCAGGCCCUGGGCAAGAACAGCUCCUGAGCCAAGAAGCAGAAGACCCCCCCCCCCCCCAGACGGAUUCCUGCCUCUGCACCCAGAUCUCCAGCUCGCCUCGGGCAAGGUGCUCACUUAGUUGUCAUCUGCACCACAAGACUGAGCUAUCUUGUCAGGUUCUGGGUUGUUGUUUUUUUUUUGGGGGGGGGGGGGAGGUUCCCAAAAAAGGUGUACAUUGAAGGCUCUGAAUACUCUGAUGUGCUAAUUGAAUGCUAAAGAAUGCUAAAAGAAGACUAGCGCAAAGUAAGAGCACUGUAUCUUGCAAAAAAAAAAAAGUGCUUUCAAA